ACUACGAAUUCAUUACUAAAAUAGGUAGCGGCUCCUUCGGCUCAGUCUACAAAAUCUAUGAUCACAGCAAGAAGAAAUAUAGAGCUGUUAAAAAGUUUUAAACAGACAUAUUCCACAGUCAAGGAAUGCCAGAAAGAGAUCGAGGUUGAGGUCCUGCCUAAACUCAAACAUCCAAAUAUAGUCAGCCUCGCCAAGAUUAUAUACCAGAACGACAUGCUCUAUCUUGUCAUGGAGCUUGCCAAGACAGACCUGGCCAGAUACUUCACCCAACUCAGAAAUGAUGGAAGGAAAUUUACUGAAGAACAAAUUAAGAAAAUGAUGCGGCAGAUAAUUAACGGAGUUGCUUUUAUGCACCAAAAAGGGUACAUGCACAGGGAUCUCAAGCCAGAAAAUAUUUUACUUGCUGAUAAUAAUACUCUUAAAAUUGCAGAUCUGGGAACAGCCAAAAAGUGAAGUGACAAGUUUCCAUUCACAAAUUAUGUAUCUACUAGGUGGUAUAGAGCUCCAGAAUGAGUAAUUAACACUACUAAUUACUCGCCAUCAGUCGAUGUAUUCGCUUUAGGCUGCAUUAUGGCUGAAAUGUACACCUUAAAGCCAGUAUUUUGAGGAAAAUCAUCUCUUGAUCAACUCAAAUAAGUACUGCAAAAUUCUUGGUACAACCAAGUUCGAAAACUGGGUAGAGGGUGCUGCUAGAGCUAAAUAAAAUUGGGUUCAACUUCGAAGAAUAUCACCCAGAAUGCCUAAGUGAUGCUGCACCAGCAGCAUCACCUGUUGCAUUAGAUUUACUAAAGUCUUUGCUGCAGUUCGACCCUCUCAAAAGAAUAAAUAUGGAAGACAUCCUUAAUCAUGAGUUUUUCAUGUCUAAAAAGCCAAAAGAACUAGCUGAACGUAAAAUACCUCUGAAAAAUAUAUUUAAAAGAAAUGAAAUUAAACCACUCGAGAAUGGCCAAACAUCACAAGAUUUGCCCCCACUUGAUGUGCCUAAACUGACCCUAAAUUCUAACCUAAAAUAUAACAGAGAGAGCAUGAAGAACUUUAUUAGGAACAAACUUGCUGGGAAAUAGAAGCCUCAAUUCCCUUGCAAUGGUGGAUGAAACCGACAAUGAAAAUUCACGUAAUGAAGAAACUAUGAACAAAGAGUAUCCUGGCUUUAGGCUUAAGAAAGACUCUGCCAAAAAGCCACUGAAGCAGAAGAACUCCCAACUAAGCAAGUUCAAAUCAGGUGCUAAAAUACAACAACUAGCUAGCCUCCAGAACAGGAUUCUAAGUUCGAAUAAUUUCGGGAGGAUGAGCCAACCUGAACUUGGAAGGUCAGAAUCGAGCAACAAGGGGUUCAAACUUAGACGCUCUGAUAACUCAGCUUUAAACUUAUUCUCAAAUAGCUCUUUAGCUAUAAACCGUAAGAACAAGACAUAUCCCAUAAAGAACAGAAUGCAAAGCUCUGAAAAUAAGACUAAUAAUUAUGAGCAAUCAGUCAUGGAGGAAAUAGAAAUAUUACAAAAGAAUCUUGAAAAGGCUCAAAGGAAGCAAGAAACCCUUCAAGUGAGGAGACUUAAUUUCGGAAAUCACCCUGAAGAGGGAGAGACUUAUAGAGAUCUUUAUUCACGGGAUAAUAGUCCUCAGAGAAGUCUUUCGCCUACAGAGGAAUAUUGGACCAAUUUUAAUCAAAUAAAUUCAUCAUUAAAGUCAAGGGAAAUUCUCUCAUCAAAAAAGGAUAGACUUGCGAAGAUAGAAAUUUCAAGGUCUUCGAACAGACGUAGUGCUGCCAAUGAGAUCUUAUUUGGUAAUUCAGGCAAAAAUCAAAGUAUUGGUGGCUCAAACCAGUCCUCACCAGCAAUAAUACCCCAAUUAAACACUUUAUCGAAUAAAUCUGAAAGUCUCAGACUUAACGGAGGGUUUGCCUCGUACAUCAACAGGCAGGAAAAAUUGGCUAAGUUGCAGAUUGAUCAUAAUGAGUUUCUCAGGAACAAAGAACGGUAAGAUCAUCUAUAAAGAUUCCUCUUAUAAAGA
Molecule: messenger RNA, 2010 nt
Organism: Moneuplotes crassus
Lineage: Eukaryota; Ciliophora; Spirotrichea; Euplotida; Euplotidae
Source: the annotation of a GenBank genome assembly